This is a messenger RNA of Anoplopoma fimbria (sablefish), 3600 nucleotides long. It is a transcript of the gene zrsr2, whose product is annotated as zinc finger (CCCH type), RNA-binding motif and serine/arginine rich 2. The record is from RefSeq and is a predicted model, not a curated record. Bases 235 to 2148 code for a protein of 637 amino acids. Gene Ontology annotation, cellular component: spliceosomal complex; U2AF complex. Lineage: Eukaryota; Metazoa; Chordata; Actinopteri; Perciformes; Anoplopomatidae. Gene Ontology annotation, molecular function: metal ion binding; pre-mRNA 3'-splice site binding. The transcript is spliced from 11 exons. Gene Ontology annotation, biological process: mRNA splicing, via spliceosome.
ACUGGCAAAACAACUCCGCAUGUAGCUAACUAGCUUAAGUUUACAACACAAACAAAUGAUUCAGUCGUUUCACUUCUCUGGUAAACCGAAUCCACUUUGCAAAUAACCCGUGCAGCCAGCUUAUAUUCAGACUAAUGCUUUAUUUAAAUUAAACGCGGAUGGAAAUAAAUAACUCUGAAUAGCGCUAGCUGAACAUGCUAACUAGCUAGCCACCAUUAGCUUCCUCCGGCUGUGAUGGCAGCACCGACACCUCUGGUCUCUGCUCAUGUGUGCAGUCAAAAGCAACGCAGGGCUGCUCUGAGGAAAGAGAGAAGGAAACGAAAACGUCAAGCUCUCGCCCAAGUUAGAGGAUGUGGAUUACAGAUUGGAGCAGGCCAUGUACCUGAGGAAGAAGAAAUACACGAUGAGGAUGAUGAGGAUGGAGAUGUUGCAGGGGAGGAAAGACUGCGGAUGCAUGAAGAGUGGUUGGAAAGAGAGAGGCUUGCCCAGGAGGAGUUCAGGCAGAGGGCUGAGAGGGAGGAGGCUGCAAGGAAAAGAAAAGAGGAGGAAGAGCGGAUGAUAAAGGAGGAAUGGGAGGCCCAGCAGAAGAAAGAACAAGAAGAAAAAGAGCAGAAGCAGCAGGACAAGCGAGACAGAGAGGAGGCCGUUCAGAAAAUGUUGGAUGAAGCUGAAAAUCAGCUGGAGAAUGGACAACCGUGGAUGAAUCCUGAGGCUCCUGUGAAGAAGAACUGCGAGAACUUUGGAACAGAGCGCGACGUAGCCAACUGUCCGUUCUUCCUGAAGACCGGGGCAUGUCGAUUCGGAGACAGAUGUUCCCGGAAGCACGUUUAUCCCACAGCCAGCCCAACUCUUAUGAUCCGUGGCAUGUUUACGACAUUUGGCAUGGAGCAGUCGCGACGCGACGAUUACGACGUCGAUGCUUGUUUGGAGCACAGCGAGGAGGAGCUGCAGGAGUAUUUCCUCGAGUUCUACCAAGACGUCCUGCCGGAGUUGAAGAGUGUCGGCAUGGUGGUGCAAUUCAAGGUCAGCUGCAAUUAUGAACCACAUCUCAGAGGAAAUGUUUACAUUCAGUUUGACACGGAGGAGCAGUGUAAAGAGGCCAUUAUCAAGUUCAAUGGGAGGUACUACGCAGGCCGGCAGCUUCAUUGUGAGAUGUGUCCUGUUACACGGUGGAAGAAUGCUAUAUGUGGAUUGUUUGACAGAAAGAAGUGUCCCAAAGGGAAACAUUGCAACUUCCUGCAUGUAUUCCGAAACCCUGGCAAUGAAUUCUGGGAGGCCGACAGGGACCUGCACAUGUCACCAGACCGCAGCGUCAGGGGGAGUCGCAGAGAGGGGUGGCAUUCGGAGCGGCAUUCGGAGUGGCAUUCGGAGCGAUACGUGGACCGAUCGUGGAGGCAGCGUCAGUGCAGCAGAAGCCCGCCGAGAUCCGAGAGAUCACACAGCAGACGGGACAGCGACAGGCGGAGGAGCAGGAGCAGAGAGAGGAGCAGAGAGAGAAGGGCCUCCCACCAGCACAGGGAGGACCAGCGGUCAUCGAGACACAGUGACAGGACAAAAGAUUGGUAUCUGAGCAGGAGUAGAGACAGGUCGAGGAAUAGAAGUAGAGACAGGUCGAGGAGUAGAAGUAGAGAGAUGGAGCAAGACAGGUUGAGAAACAGAAGUAAAGAUAAAGACAGGGACCACAAGCAUAGAAAUAGAAGUGAAGAGAGGGACAGUAGAGACAAAGAUACAGACACCAGAGACAAAGAUACAGACACCAGAGACAAAGAUACAGACACCAGAGACAGGUCAAGAAGCACAAGCAGAGAAAGGAAGAAAGAAAGGAGACCCAAGAAACCAGAUAAAAAUGAGAAACCCCUAAAUGAGGAUACCAACACACGCCGGCGCCACAAACAAUCCAAAAAGAGCAAAAAGAAGAGCAAGAAGAAGCAUAAGAAGAAGAGCCAUUCUCCUGAAGGGACGGCCUCAUCUGGAGAGUCAGAAAAGGAGAAAGAGUCGGAGCAAGAGACGUCGGCUAAUCUCACUGCAACGAGUCCCGCUCAGGAGAUAAAUGAAACGGAGCUCAUUCAGAAAAACAAUGACUCGGACGAGAAUCCGUGUGUUGACAGUGAGAAGUUUAGUCCCGAGGGGGAAAGUGAACAGCCUUAAACAGAAAUACCUAAAGAGCCUGCUGGAAAGGGUGACACGAGAAGGUCUUAGUGGCUCCCACAUUUCAAAAGUUGUGAAUUUGUUCUGGCUUUUCUCCUUUUACGUGUGCAAAUGAGAAGGAGGCAUAAAUAAGAUGUUUUGAGACUUGAUGCAGUAAGAAAUAACCUGUCAACAGUGUGUACAUAUGUGAAUAUUUAGCUUUUGGAAAAUGGUAAACGUUGCUUUAAUAAUUGGACACUUGAUCACUGGAGCUGCGGCACUACAUGGUUAUUGUUGCUGAGUCACAACUAUAUAAAAACAAAAGAUCAACAGAUGGGGUUUCUUUUUUUUUUUGGAUACAUUUAUUGUUAACCAUUUUCAAAUAUAGGAAAAAAAAUGUUGGCAAAUGUGUUGGCAGUGUUGAAUACAAAAAGUGAUCUUUUUUUGCACAAAUCAAAGAUGAACUUGUUACAUAAUUACUUAUGAAUGUUCAACAAAAACACUUUGUGGUUUUAAGAAUGCAGAUAAAAAGUUUGGAUGAGCAUCUAUUCAUCUUCUGUUGGGCUUGUUUUCCUGCAUCCUACUGACAAGUGAACAAGCCGUAAGUGAUGAAUAUUAAUGACGUAUCCUGAUAUGUGCAGUUGAUCUUAGUUUGUUCCGACUCCAUUAAGAAACUGGAGAGAGACCUGUCCUCGAACGGAUAGGAAUAAUCACAUAAUACUGGUAUAUUGUGGCCGAAUAAUCUCCACACACGUUUUGUCAAACAGCCGUCUGGUCUAAAUCCCUUUUCUGCCAUGUUAGCUUUCCAUAGACACCAUUGAGACGGUCAAACACAGUGUUCUUUGGUCAUGUGUUAGUCUUUACGCUAAAGUAUCAUAAUACAUAAAAUAGAGUUUAUUUUAUUUGGAUCACUAUCUAUUCCUGAUUUAAGAGAAACUAACCUAAGAUUUAUCUCCAGAGGCCAUAACGAUCUCAAAUAUUAAAUGUUUUUUUUCAGGAAUAUAAGUCAAUUGACAAAAAAAAAACAAAAAACACCGUGACGAUUUCAACAAACCUGACAACAAAAGGUAAAGAUUUUAGUUAUUGAAAAGGAAAUAUAAAAAGGUUGAUUUCUGGAGGGGAAUUACCAAACAAAGAUUUUGCACAAACCUACGUAACAUAUACGCUGAUAUUGAUCAUGGGUAGUUGUUUAAUUUCACUUAAGUGGUGGGCUGAAUUGACCUGUGUGAUAGUAAUGAUUGUAAACAUGUCAGUGAUUCCCACAACAGCACCAGCUGUAUGUAUCUUAUGUAUUACCGUUACAUCUGAGUCACGACUGAGCAUCGCAUCAGUCCAAGAAUAAAUAUACAAUGACCUUUUGAACAAUAGAAAAAGAAAAGGUCAUUUAGUAAUACUUGUUGCUGUUCUGAAGGUAUUAAUAGAGUCCCACAAAGACCUUUCUAAUUGUCAGGAUAAGAAAAUGUUUCAUCCACA